Molecule: messenger RNA, 2129 nt
Organism: Scophthalmus maximus (turbot)
Lineage: Eukaryota; Metazoa; Chordata; Actinopteri; Pleuronectiformes; Scophthalmidae
Product: periphilin-1
Exons: 10
Coding region: 318-1421 (367 amino acids)
Biological process (GO): negative regulation of DNA-templated transcription; negative regulation of gene expression, epigenetic; protein localization to heterochromatin
Cellular component (GO): nucleoplasm
Source: RefSeq, a predicted model, not a curated record
AAGAAGAAGAGACUGCCAUAGCAAAGAAGAAGAAGUAGAAGAAGAAGAAGAAGAAGAAGAAGAAGAGGAGGAAGAGGCGGCGGCGGCGGCGGCGCUGUGCUGUAGCAGCGGUUGUUAUGUUUUAUUUGCACAUGUACACGAAGAGAAAUCUCUGGACUACUGCGUAACUUGGCGUUUGGUACAGAGAUCAGAUCUAUUUUCUUUUUAAGAAGGAAUAUGUAAAGUGCUCCGUGUGUUCGGGAGUAUCCACUUCAUUUGGUAAACCAUUCUCUGCUGAGAGAAGACACCAGACAGGGAACCGACAUCGCUCCUUCAACAUGGCGUACCGACAUGGGCGAAAAUCCAUUCGAGAGGUGUAUGAACACCACUUCUCAGAAAUGGAUUCAAGAGAGUUGAACAGUCGUCGGGUCGUCAAUAUUGUUGAAAAGAGGAGCCUCGUGCCUCGGCCGGAGUUGGACUAUGACGGCAGCUUGCAUGAUGACCAGUGGUAUGGGGGUCCUCGAAACUACCACAAUGCACGAGAGUAUCAUGGUGAAGACAGUUACCCGCCCAGUGAUGCCCAAGAGUAUUACGGUGAAGACGAUUACCCGCCCAGUGAUCGUUAUUACCCUGAUGAAACCCCCAACUAUGGCAACUAUCAAAGACAUUCGUCACCCGUGCAAAAUGAGGGCCCGCACUCCCAGCAGUGUUAUAGCAGACAUGAUUUGAGGUAUCAGUUAGAGUCAGGGUCAAGGAACAAUGGAAGACCUGCUCCCUAUAGCCGCAGCAGAGGCCGAGGGGUACGCCCUCCUCGGAGACAAGUGGUGGACAGAAAAGCCAAAGGAGACCAUGACUACAGGAGCUCUCCGCCUGUGAUCUCACGGCCCCGCUCCCCUGGAAGGAGGGAAGCCCUGCCACCUGGACGCUCGGGGUCAAACUCCAGCAACAGGAGUUUCUCCCCUGACAAGGACAAAGGCUACACCUACCAGCAGGCCCAACAGAAGCAUAAGGCCAAUGUGCCAGUGAACCACACUCCCAGCAACUCCGUGGAGGGGUCCCCUCAAAGCUCAGGCUCUUCAAAGGAAAAAACUCCUGCAUCUGUAGUGGAGUCGGAGGAGGUGCCGGCUGCCAGCAUGGAGCCAAAGCCGACACCGGAGGACGACUUGAAGACUUGCCGGUUGGAAGCCAUUAAGGCGAAAGCUCUGGAAAUUGAGGAGCAUUACAGGCAGGACUGUGAGACGUUCCGCACGGUGGUGAAGAUGUUGGUGGCGAAAGAGCCCAGUUUGGAUAAUCUACUUCAGGCUCCUCUGGAUGAGAAUCUGUCGGAGAUGAAACAGCGCUGCCUAGAUGCCCUCAGGCACUUUGUGAAAGAGCUGGACGAGGUAUUAGAGCAACCGGACACCUCAGCAAAAGCUACUGCUCACAUAACACAGGAUUAUUGAUAUGGAGUCUUACAAUCUUCUGAAAUUAUUUGGAAAUUUCCUCAGCAGAAUUUAACCAUUUCUUUCAUGUUUUAUUUUAAUCAUGUUUUUAUCAGAUAAUAGUAACAGUUUGACUUGCUGUAAUUAUAAACAAAAGACAGGAUAUCCAGCAGUGGCAAUUUUCCACUAGCUGCAACAUAAAUAUGAUUUAAGACUCAAUACCAGAUGAUUUUUUUUUUAUGGAUUUGUUGUUACAGUAAGAUACCCUUUUAGUAUUAUGAGUAAAAUCAAAAAAAAGGAGAGAAAUUAACAAGAUACAAUUUCAGCUUAGUUUAUACCAUGAAUCAUGUUGUGGUAAAACUAUGAAAUAGUAUUACAUUUGAUCACAGAUGACAUGUUAAACUGAUACAAGUAAAACAUUUUAUCAUUCAACCAACUAGAGGCUUGCUAAAUUUGUUGAAUCCUACUGAUAAUAACGUUCAAAGACAAAAUUAGUGAAAUUAUGAAACUUCCUUUUACAUCUUUUUACUCAGGUUUUAUUGAUACACAUUUAUUCUCAAACCAGUAUUGAAGGGUCCAAAUCCACAUGGUGUUUUGCAGUGCACUACUAUUCUGUAUAGAAAAGAUCAUGAUUUAUUUGUAGAUCAUGCAUUUUUGUUUUAGUUUAAUGAACUUGUGAAUAUUGCCUUUUUAGAUUCUUUAUAAAUAAACAUUCCCUUCUUGAAUGAA